AUGGAGCAAAAGCAUCAGCUUGCCCUUGCUGAGGGUCCUUUAUUUGAUGAUCCUGAGCGUUAUCGGCGUCUCAUAGGACGAUUGAUCUAUUUGGUGAUGAGUCGCCCAGACUUGGCAUAUGUUGUGCACAUUUUAUCUCAGUUUAUGCAGGCGCAAAAAGUGGUACAUUGGGAUGCUGCACUUCAUGUGGUGCGCUAUUUGAAGAAAAAUCUGAGACAAGGUAUUCUGUUUCGUUCGGAUAGUGCUCUUUGCCUUGAGGGGUGGUGUGAUUCUGACUGGGCUAGUUGCCAUAUUACCCGACGGUCUUUGAGUGGAUGGUUUGUUCUGCUUGGUUAUUCUCCGAUUUCUUGGAAGACUAAAAAGCAACCUACCGUUUCUCAUUGA
Messenger RNA from Beta vulgaris subsp. vulgaris (sugar beet), 384 nucleotides. RefSeq lists its product as uncharacterized. The transcript has a single exon. The record is from RefSeq and is a predicted model, not a curated record. Lineage: Eukaryota; Viridiplantae; Streptophyta; Magnoliopsida; Caryophyllales; Amaranthaceae. Bases 1 to 384 code for a protein of 127 amino acids.